AUGGCCCAGUGGUUAAGAGUCCUCGCUGUUCUUCCCGAGGACUUGGGGCUGCUGAGUGACAUGUGGCAGAGGCUCUCCCAUUCCAAGAAGAAGCUAAUGGAGGUGUUUCACAUCAUCCUGAACCAGAUCUGCCUCCUUCCCAUUCUAGAGAGCAGCUGUGACAACAUUCAAGGCUUCAUUGAAGAAUUCCUUCAGAUCUUCAGCUCCUUGCUGCAGGAAAAGAGAUUCCUCCGGGACUAUGACACCUUCUUCCCUGUAGCUGAAGACAUCAGCUUGCUGCAGCAGGCUUCAUCGGCUUUGGAUGAGACCCGGACUGCCUACAUCCUACAGGCUGUGGAAAGUGCAUGGGAAGGGGUGGACAGACAGAAAGUCAAGGACGCUAAAGAUCCAUUGGGAGCCAAGGAUCCUAAUAAUGAAGUCACAGUGACAUCAGAGCCAGUGAGUGAAAUGGCAUCACAGCUGGAGAACUCCGAGGAUGAGGAGUGCAUGGGCGCAGCAGCUGCCCUGGGCCCUCCUGUGUGUGGUGUGGAGCUAGACUCACUCAUCUCCCAAGUGAAGGACCUGCUGCCAGACCUUGGGGAGGGCUUUAUCCUGGCCUGCCUGGAGCACUACAGCUAUGAUUCAGAGCAGGUGAUCAACAACAUCCUGGAGGAUAGGCUGGCCCCUGAGCUCAGCCAACUGGACCGCAGCCUGGAAAGACACGUGAAGCCGGACCCUACACCCCUGUUGACAUCCCGUCACAACGUGUUCCAGAACGAUGAGUUUGAUGUGUUCAGCAGGGACUCAGUGGACCUGAGCCGAGUGCACAAGGGCAGGAGGAAGGAGGAGAACGUGAGGAGCCUGGUGAAUGACAAGCGGGCUGUGGUGUCGCAGCGGCAGCGCUACCAGAAGUACAGCGUGGUAGUGGAAGAGGUCCCACUGCAGCCGGGAGAGUACCAGGUUGAUGACUAUGAGGAUGAGUAUGAUGACACGUACGACGGUAACCAGGUGGGCGCCAACGAUGCAGACUCCGAUGAUGAGCUCAUCAGCCGCAGGCCCUUCACCAUCCCUCAGGUGCUGAGAACCAAAGUGCCUGGAGAAGGGCAGGAAGAGGAAUAUGAUGAAGAGGAGGAGGCUGAAGAGGAGGCCCCCAAGCCAGACCAUUUCAUCCAGGAUCCUGCAGUGCUGAGGGAAAAGGCUGAAGCCAGGCGCAUGGCCUUCCUCGCCAGGAAGGGGUACCGGCCUGAGAACUCCACUGCAGUGAUGGGCAGCCCCAGGGGCCAUGGGCAAAGCCGAGAAACGACCCAGGAACGAAGGAAGAAAGAAGCCAACAAGGCAGCCAGAGCCAACCACAACCGUAGAACUAUGGCUGACCGCAAAAGAAGCAAAGGCAUGAUCCCAUCCUGAGGCCACAAGCUGCCUGGACGAGGGAGGCCCCUCAAGGCAGCUCUGCCCUCAGGAGCCCUUCAAGGCCACCGCCGCACCUCACCUACCAGCCAGCCAUGAGCGCCUUCUUGCUGAAUACAUAGUGCCUUAUCCCUUGGUGCAGGAACCCAAGGCCAUCAAGCAGGCUCUCUCCCAGCGUGCUGGCUGGAAAGGGUGGGGUGCAGAACCAGGUGUCCCUCAUCUUGUGAAGCAAGACACAUCACCUCACAGAAGUCCUGGAUGGCAGGAAACUUGUAUAUUCAGAAGCAACAGAAGGCCCAUGAAUAAAGUUUCUGACCUUCCAACAAUGCUCCAUGACAUGCUCCAGCCUUUUCCAUCUGUCCUUCCUCAGUGACACUAAAGACAAGAAAGCACAGUAGUCCCCCUACUCUGUCUGCUGACUUUCCAUGCCUGCCCUCUCCUAAUGUUCUUCUUUGCCGUGUGACCCUGAAUACAUCUCCCUUUCUCUGUGCCUGUGGAAGGAAGUGGCCAUUGUGAAGCCUAGGGUCCCUUGUGUUACCUCAUGCCCCUCCUCCUCAGGAGGUAGGUACUGUUUUCAGGUCACAGAACAGACAAGGGUAAUGGGACAUGGAGGGCUGAGGGUGUGUUCCUAGGCCACAGGCAGGAAGUGCAGAGCAGGUCUUGGCCCCUCACUCUGAUCCUUGGCAGUACAGGGUCCAGAUCCAUGUAGGUGAUGUCAGCCCCUGUGUCACAGCUGGCACAGGGACACUUGGCCAGUUGCAGAGCCUCAUAGUUAUAAAUAAGCUAUUUCCCCUCUCCCCCAAUGUGGAGCUUGGAAGCCUCUAAAAAGAAGUGAAGGUAUGCGCCAAGCCCUGUUGAAGCAAGUAGGACCUAGCAGGUUUCCAGAGCCCUUUCCAGGCGUGGCCCACUCUGCAGUGGAAAUCGGGUAACAGGUCUCCUGGGCUUAGCUAAUGUGCAGUGGGAUCUACAGUGGGGUCUUUGCUGAGCUAAUCCUGACCAAGCAGCGCCUAGAGUCUUAGUAGGAGACCUUUUGGAUGGCGGGGACAUUGAUUUGCUUGCAGUUAGGACAACCAGGCAGGCAGAUACUUGAUGGAUUGUUUUGUUAGGCCAGUCUGUACAAGUGAAAAUCAAUGGCAAUCCCUCUGUGCCUCACUGGCCUCUGGGAGCAUUUGAGAUGCAGAGCAAGUACAAGGUAGUGUCCUCCCCAAGGGCUGCUGAAUUAGCUGAGAUCUGGCAGAGUUAGCCAUGGUGACAGACAGCAGGAAACUGUUUCCUCCUGGAAGCACUUACCAGUGGCCCAGCUCAGUAGCAGGGUCAUUUCUUCUCUUCCUGACUGAACUCAGACCAAGCUGCUGUCUCUCAUGCAGAGCACAGGCUUGAGAGCUCCUGUCUCCACGUGCUUUGCCCACUGCUGUUCCCUGCACCAGCUCUUGGCCAUUUAUGCCUUCAGUCACCUAGAGGACCACCUGCUUUCCUGGGAGCAGGCUAUCCGAAAGAAUCACCAUCUUUCCAUGUUUCCCAGCAUGUUGGACCAGAUCAAACAGAAUUCCCUCACACCCCAGGAAGCUGAGGCUUGCCCCUUUUAGCUCUCUAGAACAGCCUUUCAUAGCUCUUUGAAAUCAGCCCGGAGCUUUCCUGUCACCCCAUCCCUUCAACUUGAAUGAGAGCACUGGACCAGAUGGGCGGCACUGUGUUGUGUAGGUGAAGUUCCUAGAGAUGGAGACUGAGGCUGAGCCCUACUAACACAACAUGCACAGGGCUUUAGCUUUGUCCCCAGUACUACCUACACAAAGGAAGUCCCCAAGGGAGUCCAAGAUUGCAAGAAUCCAAGGCAGCCCGAGUGCUGGGUGAGUGGACCAUUUGGCCCCACUCCUAGCCCUCCUUUCCUGUGCGGGUGUUUUCUAAGUGCCUUUUGUGUGCCCUGCAGAGAAUAUGACCAUCAUAGUUGUUUCUGGAGAAACUUCUAAAACCUCUGAAAGGACAUGAGACCCAGGUGUCUUUAUUCCUUGUGUAUGAACGGUCAGCUGCCAGAGCUUCUGUGCCCCUGUGAGGCAAAACCAGAGGUGGAUUAUAAGAGAUCUAAGAGUUUGUGCGAAGGAGGAGUGUGCCCGUAGGAGCUUAGUAGUGGAUGCAUGCCCUUGCCAAAUUGCCCCAGCUUCAGCCUGGAGGAGGAAACAGUUCGCUCAAACCUGCAUGUCACUGCCCCACCAGGAGCUCAGCUUCAGGAAUAGUGCAGAAAAAUAAACUCAGAGUCAGCCAGAGCUAGACAGAUUUACUUCUUGGGAGAUAGAGACAGAGUUCAAGGCUAGCCCAAGCUACAUGAGACCCUGUCUAUAAAUAAAAACUCUUUCUGAAGACAUCA
This is a messenger RNA of Psammomys obesus (fat sand rat), 3748 nucleotides long. It is a transcript of the gene Ascc2, whose product is annotated as activating signal cointegrator 1 complex subunit 2. Lineage: Eukaryota; Metazoa; Chordata; Mammalia; Rodentia; Muridae. Gene Ontology annotation, molecular function: ubiquitin binding. The coding region runs from base 1 to 1386 and encodes 461 amino acids. The record is from RefSeq and is a predicted model, not a curated record. Gene Ontology annotation, biological process: regulation of DNA-templated transcription. The transcript is spliced from 12 exons.